AUGCUGCUUCUGCUACUGCCCCUGCUCUGGAGGAUGGAGGGGGCAGAGAAACACCACAGGGAUGGCUACACACUGAGUGUGCAGAAGUCAGUGACGGUGCAGGAGGGCCUGUGUAUCUCUGUGCCCUGCUCCUUCUCCUACCCCCCGGGUGGCAGGAAUGACUCUGACCCAGCGUAUGGCUACUGGUUCUGGGAAGGGGCCAAUGUUGACCAGGAUGCUCCAGUGGCCACAAACAACCCAGGACAAAAAGUGCAGGAGGAGACCCAGAGCCGAUUCCGCCUCAUUGGGGACCCUCAAGUCAACAACUGCUCCCUGAGCAUCACAGACGCCAGGAGGACGGAUGAGGGGACGUACUUCUUUCAGGUGGAGAGAGGAAAUGUAAAAUGGGCCUACAGUCCACAUGAUAAUUACAAACCUGACCAGCUCUCUCUGAAUGUGACGGCCCUGACUCCCGACAUCCUCAUCCUGGGGACCCUGGUAUCCGGCCACUCGAAGAAUCUGACCUGCUCUGUGCCCUGGGCCUGUGAGCAGGAAACGCCCCCCAAAAUCUCCUGGAUGGGGGCACCUGCUCUCACUGCCUCCUCUGUGCUCACCCUUAUCCCGCAGCCCCAGGACCAUAGCACCAACCUCACCUGUCAGGUGACCUUGCCUGGGACCAAUGUGACCACAACAAGGACUGUCCAUCUCAACGUGUCCUAUGCUCCUCAGAACUUAACAGUGACUAUCUACCAAGGAGAUGACAUAGUCACAACCUUGGGGAAUGGUUCAUCUUUCUCAGUCCUGGAGGGCCAGUCGCUGCGCCUGGUCUGUGCUGUUAACAGCAAUCCCCCUGCCAGUCUGAGCUGGAUCCUGGGUAACCUGACCCUGAGCCCAUCACAGCCCUCAAGCACUGGGGUGCUGGAGCUCCCUGGCAUGUACUUUGCGGAUGAAGAAUUCACCUGCCUAGCUCAGAACCCUCUGGGCUUCCAGCACAUCUCCCUGAGCCUUUCCCUGCCGAGGAGAGUGUCACCUGUGUCUAGAGUGCUCGUGGGAGUUGGAGUCAUCACCCUGGUCUUCCUUUCCUUCUGCUUCAUCUUCAUCAUAGUGAGGUCCUGCAGGAGGAAAUCAGCAAGGCUUGCAGCGGGCGAGGGAGAUGCAGACAUGAAAGACGCAGUCACUGUCAGGGGCUCAGCCUCUCAGGGCUCCCUGACUGAAUAUCAGGCAGAUGGCAACUCCCCAGCCCAGCCUCCUUCAGCUGUGGCAGCCUCCUCCUCUGGGAAGGGCCAAGAGCCCCAGUAUGCAUCCAUCACCUUCAAAAUGAAACCUCCUGUCCUGCAGGGCCAGGAGGCCCCCAGCAGCGAAUACUCGGAGAUCAGGAUCCACAAGGUCUUCUACCCCUGGGACUGCUGGGAUGACUCCAGCCCUGUCCAUGGAUACCGGUUCCAAGAAGGAGUCAAUAUAAACAGUGACUCUCCAGUGGCCACAAACAACCCAGCUUAUGAAGUGCAGGAAGAAAUCUGGACUGAAAAUGGGGGUUCUAACCUAAGUCCUUCUGGACAGGUGAUGGAGUCAUAUGGGCUAAAAUCCAAAACACACAGCAGAGUCUAUCCCCGGAUGCCCGUCCCCCUCCCCAGAAUCAACCCAUGUCCGUCCAAGCUGCUCUGA
Molecule: messenger RNA, 1644 nt
Organism: Carlito syrichta (Philippine tarsier)
Lineage: Eukaryota; Metazoa; Chordata; Mammalia; Primates; Tarsiidae
Product: sialic acid-binding Ig-like lectin 7
Exons: 10
Coding region: 1-1644 (547 amino acids)
Biological process (GO): cell adhesion
Cellular component (GO): plasma membrane
Molecular function (GO): sialic acid binding
Source: RefSeq, a predicted model, not a curated record